Messenger RNA from Didymodactylos carnosus, 2190 nucleotides. The record is from the annotation of a GenBank genome assembly. Lineage: Eukaryota; Metazoa; Rotifera; Eurotatoria; Philodinida; Philodinidae.
AUGAUCGCAAUCGUUAGAUGUCGCACAAGUUUUUCAGACGCUGCUAUGAAGAGUAUACAAUUACAAGCUGUGCGCGCCAAGCUGACGGAUUCUGCCGCUGAUUGGUUUGACGAUUCCGAAAGUCAGUUCACUUCAUGGCAGGAGUUUGAACACCUAUUCAAACGUCGAUGUUUAUCGGUUGUUUCAACUCAAACGAAAUUCGAUAAAUUGGUAAAACGUGUGCAACAACCGAAUGAACCUAUUGUCAGUUACUAUGAUGACGUGCUCCGAUUGUGUCGUGAAGUCGAUGCGAACAUGACAUCUAUGACAAUUGUACAACAUCUAAUCAGUGGGGUGCGACAGGAUGUAAGGGAACAACUUUUACGACCGGACUCGCCAACGGAUACGCCUGAAAAGUUUUUUAAAAUUGCAAAAAAGGAAGAAGAUCUCAAGCAGAUAUCACAGCCUGUCGAUCAACCGGUUUCUCAUUCAUAUUUUUCAUUCAAUGAUCAGCCAAUAAUAUCAGCAGUAAAUCUGUCGCUGUCAGACAAACGUUUGAGUAUUCCAUCCAUACAAUCAAAUCAGGCACGACAUUCCGGAGCCACCACCAACCGACAACCUCAACAAUACCCAAGUAAUCAAUAUUGCGCUUCGCCAAAUACAACUCCAUUUCGCCCAUUCUAUUUUCGGGUAACUGGGUCGUAUGAUGGCGAUGUAUCCAGUAACAAAAUGCCAUCAACGAGAUCUAUAUCGCGGAAUCCUCUUUACAUCAAAGUUCAACUCAUGUAUGGACGUCAGCCGGUACUCCCAUUUGAUCAACAAUCGCCUGUUGUCUCACUCGAACAAGAUCCGCAACAUUUAAACAAAUUGACUCAAUAUUUAUCCCAAAUAACCGAUGAAGCCCGCCAAAACAUCAUCCACAGUCAACAACAAUAUAAAACUCGUUAUGAUUCGAAUCGAACCAAUCCAGAGUACGAUAUGGGAGACCUCUUGAAGAAUCACCAAUAUGCAGUAGCUUAUCCGCCAUUUCGACCACCUCCAUACGACGCUAUUUUCAUCAAUAAAUUAACGUCCAAAACACAACUCAAUGAACUAAUUCAACGAGCAGCUACAAUUAAUCACUACACCGUUGAUACAGAAGGCGAUUUCGACACGCAUGAACCAGCCUUACUUCAGAUUCAAUUCAUUUCGGCCUAUUCAAUUGUAUUAUUAGUCGAAGUACAACACCUACCUCCCCCGAAUUCCGAACGCUAUCAUCUUAUUGCCAAGCUGCUCACUUCAGUUUUCAAUGCUGAAAUGAAUUCAAUUUAUGCAUGGGGUGAUGCGCGUAAAGAACUGUCUCCAUUUUUGUAUUUGCAAUUGUUUCAGUUACGUACUAUCGAACAAACAGGAGAUGUUCACUUUGCAUUCCAGGAGCGUGAUCAAUUGAAAAAUCCACAUCUACCAUAUCACGAAUUGGAAUUAGAACUUCAUCCAUCCGAGCUAGCAUCCUGUAAAUGCGAAACCUGCAUUGGACGGACACCCGAUGAACCAUGGUCUCUGCAAGAUAUGGUCGUCAUUGAAUUCGGACAGUUUUGGGAUAAACAGUUCACGAAAUCCCCGUGGACCAUCGGCCUCGAUCCGCUGUUACAUACACCCGAUCAAAGAAUCCCUCGACGUUACCAUCGCACCACAUAUCGGGAACAAUUGAAACAAUAUGGCAUUUAUGACUGCCUCACAGUUACCAAACUGGUUCAAAUAAUACAAGCCCCCGAUCCUCGUUCCCCUGUACCCUCCCCGACAAUCAAUGCUCAAACACCCGAUGUUCAAAAUCCCAGAUCACAACACCCUGUUCAAGUAGUUCAAUCAGUCGCAGUUAUUCGUCAAUCUCCAGUUCAAUCCCCAACAACCAUUUCCUCAACACUCGACCCACUACUCGUCGACACACCAUCAGCAGACAUUAGCAAAAAUGAUGAUUCGCUACUAGUUCAUCGACCCGGACAACCUUCAGCGGCAGCGAAAAAACGACUUAAUCGAAAAUAUACCUUGAAUCGACGUAAACCAACGAUCCAAUACCGUCAUGAAAUUGUUGUUCCUGAUAUUUAUCAUAAAUUUACUCCUUUAAAAGUAAAAUUCAUGCUCCGACAACGAAACAUCCCAUUUACUGCUAUUUUAAUUGAUCAAAAUUGUCUGUACAUUGGUAUGCGUACUCGUGAACAACAGCAACAUUAA